This is a messenger RNA of Loa loa (African eye worm), 1553 nucleotides long. Its product is annotated as CMGC/CLK protein kinase. The transcript is spliced from 10 exons. The record is from RefSeq and is a predicted model, not a curated record. Gene Ontology annotation, biological process: protein phosphorylation. Gene Ontology annotation, molecular function: ATP binding; protein kinase activity. Lineage: Eukaryota; Metazoa; Nematoda; Chromadorea; Rhabditida; Onchocercidae. Bases 73 to 1503 code for a protein of 476 amino acids. Gene Ontology annotation, cellular component: nucleus.
UUUCAGCGCUGGGUACUAUUACAUUUGUCGUUCCAAGGAUUUGAGAACUAGUAGGCGAAGUUUUGCUUGGAAAUGGGUGGCGGUCGUCGACGUCGUAUUGAACGAUCCUCUAGUAGUAUUGAUCGUCGUUACAAACGGCCUCGUAAUAGUUCGGAACGACAUCGACGGAAUGAAUCACGCAAUCGGCGUGCCCGUAGACGGUCGUGGAAUAAAAAAAAUUCCGAUCAUUUCAGUGAUCGUUCUGAUCGCCUGCAACCGGCAUCUUCAUCGAAGUCACAUGUAACGGGAGCCGGACAAACGCCAUCAAGUUCUAUCGCGCCUUCGGUAGCACGGCCAGUCGUGCAGGAUGACCGUGAUGGACAUCUUAUAUAUCAGGAUGGUGAUAUUAUUCAAGGAAAAUAUGAAAUAGUACGUACAUUGGGUGAAGGAACGUUCGGUAAAGUAGUGCAAGUUAAGGAUGGUACUAAAGGUGGUCGACAAUUUGCAUUAAAAGUUAUCAAAAAUGUAAGCAAAUAUCGAGAAGCCGCGCGUCUUGAGAUUAAUGUACUAAACAAAUUGCAGGAGAAAGAUCCAAGUGGAAAAUUUUUGGUGAUACAACUCCUUGAUAAUUUUGAUUAUCAUGGCCAUGUGUGCUUAUUGUUCGAAUUACUUGGUCUUAGCGUUUUUGAUUUCAUGAAAGCGAAUAAUUACCAAGCUUAUCCAAUGGAGCAAGCGCGGUACAUAGCUUAUCAGUUAUGUUAUGCGGUAAAAUUUAUGCACGACAAUCGUUUAACGCACACGGAUCUCAAACCCGAAAAUAUUUUGUUUCUCAAUAGUAGCUACAGAGUGGUUGAAGAUGGAAAGAAAAAGAGGCCUUUACGAAUUAUCGAUGAUGCACGCGUACGAUUAAUUGAUCUCGGCUCAGCAACGUUUGAUCACGAACAUCAUUCUACAAUUGUUUCAACAAGGCACUAUCGAGCACCAGAAGUUAUUUUAGAAUUAGGUUGGUCUCAACCAUGUGAUGUUUGGUCGAUUGGUUGCAUCUUGUUCGAGCUCUACCUCGGUAUCACAUUAUUUCAAACGCACGAUAAUAGGGAGCACCUUGCAAUGAUGGAGAGGAUCUUGGGUACUUUACCUUAUCGAAUGUGCAGGAAGUCUAAAACGAAAUAUUUUUAUCACGGACGGUUAGACUGGAACGAAAAAACACAAGCAGGGCAGUACGUCAGAGAUAAUUGUAAACCGUUAUCGCGUUAUAUGAAAUCGAACGAUCCGGAAGACAUUGAACUGUUUGAUAUCAUCUCAGAAAUGCUUACAUAUGAACCAUCGCAACGAACAACUCUGGGCUCUGCAUUAGAUCAUCGAUAUUUCAAACGUUUAGCACCACACCUCAGGCUGCACGAAAGUGGUGCGUCAUCGAACGGAUCAUCAUCAUCAACAGCAGCGACAACGGCUGCAUCAACGAUAGUAGAAACUGAAGAUAUAGUAAUAUCAGAUGCAGGUGAUGGAGGUGGUGAAGAGCGAUAGUGUUUGGCAACAGUACAUAUAGUUCGAACAUACUUGUUAUUGGUUUGUUA